Molecule: messenger RNA, 378 nt
Organism: Lactuca saligna
Lineage: Eukaryota; Viridiplantae; Streptophyta; Magnoliopsida; Asterales; Asteraceae
Source: the annotation of a GenBank genome assembly
AUGUCAUCAGCUUCUCUUACUUACACAUCUGCACUCGGUGGUUCUUUGUCUAGAAGCACCACUCCCGAACCUCAAAUCGUGGCUAGGUUAACUAAUCCUCGCAUUCCUACCGCCGGAGGCAGGGUUAACUCUAAUCCAUCUGAACCAUCCUACCUAGCAGCAAGCAUGAGUCUAUCAGUAGAUGGUUUGACAAAUCAAGAAAACGAGAUUGAUGACCAGAACACCCAUAUCAAACAUCCAUACUUGACCAUCAAAGGUUCAAUUUCUGAAAUUGGUAUUUCGAUUUCUGAUAUUGGUACGCUGAUUUUAUGGAAUGGCAGGAAGUUGCCGACUGUUUCCACAUCGAUUCUUAGACUCUUAAUUCUUCUAAUUCACUAA